AAAACACCAAACAAGCCCAGACACACACCGACUGAUCGCUGGACAGGCGAUGUACGGUUUACUCAGCAGACCCACGCAACCUGUGGACUGGACACGCUGACAAGCCGCGGACGGCUGAAGAGCGACCUCCAGACAUCAACACCGAGCCGUGAUUAUUCCACACGCGCUCUCCGGCGUGUUUUUAAAGCCGUAUUUUUGUUCCUCAAACAGCCAUCAUCGGACUACCUGUCAAAGCGACUGAGUGACAUAUUCACGGACGUGAUCGCUGCAGAAUGUUGGAGGAGAUAGUGCCCACGGUGGAUGAUUUGACAACAGCCGCAGCGCGGGGAGACAGUAACCGUGUGGACACUCUCCUGUGGGCAGGAGUUGAUCCUAACGGGUGCAACGUUUUUGGAAGAACCGCUCUGCAGGUGAUGAUGAUGGGCAGCACGACGGUGGCUCGGUCGUUACUCAGGGCAGGAGCUGAUCCCAACUUGAAGGACAUCAGCACAGGGGCCACGCCGCUGCACGACGCGGCCAGGACGGGCUUUUUGGACACUGUGAAGGCGCUGGUGGAGCACGGGGCUGACAUCCAGGCCAGGGACAAUGCGGACCGGCGGCCUAUCGAUUUGGCCACAGAGAAUGAACACUCAUCUACAGCUGAUUAUCUGACGUCUCUGGAAAACCCUCAGUGAUGCUUGAUCUGAUAGACUCGGGGCUCAGAGAGCCGGGGCCUGAGGAGGCCUCCAAUAUGACUUAUUACACAGAGGCGGUUUUGCUGUAAAUAUUUUUUAUUUAUUUGUCUGUUUCUUUGCUAAAAUAGUUGCAAUAUUUUAUUUUUUAACGAAAUCGGCUUUAUCACGCAGGGUCGCUGUUCUGAAAGAGCACAAUAUUGUUAUAAAAAUAUAAAGCCAGGCUGGUCGGGAUAUUAUGUUUACAAACACAUACACACAAUUUGUUGCUGGUUUAUCUUCCGUUUUGUAAUUAGAUUAUGCCCAAUAAGCCUCUAAGGAGUCCCCAUCUGUGCAGUGUACAGUUUUACUUUAAUAUGUCUAAAGUAAAUUGGUUUUUUAAAAAAAAAAAAAAAAAAAAAAAAUCAUUAUUGUCGCUCCUCGUCGUAAAAGUGGUGGAAUUACUGUAUUUUAAAUAUCUUUUAAUUUUAAGUAUUUAACCAAAUAGCAGAAAAGCCAUUUCAAAAUGUUUUUGCACAUUGAAUAUUAGUGUAUCACUGUCGAUGCACUAUUCUGUAUACGUUAUCUUUAUCCUCCCCUUCCUGUUUGUGCAAAUGAUAUUCACAACUGGCAUAUUAUGCACUUUAAUAAUAUGUAAAAUGUAAAUAAACUUUUAAAGUAUGAAGCAGAUU
Molecule: messenger RNA, 1342 nt
Organism: Epinephelus fuscoguttatus (brown-marbled grouper)
Lineage: Eukaryota; Metazoa; Chordata; Actinopteri; Perciformes; Serranidae
Gene: cdkn2
Product: cyclin-dependent kinase inhibitor 2A/B (p15, inhibits CDK4)
Exons: 2
Coding region: 273-674 (133 amino acids)
Biological process (GO): regulation of cyclin-dependent protein serine/threonine kinase activity; negative regulation of cell population proliferation
Cellular component (GO): nucleus
Molecular function (GO): protein kinase binding; cyclin-dependent protein serine/threonine kinase inhibitor activity
Source: RefSeq, a predicted model, not a curated record